Messenger RNA from Osmia bicornis bicornis, 3228 nucleotides. RefSeq lists its product as uncharacterized. The transcript has a single exon. Bases 1828 to 3225 code for a protein of 465 amino acids. NCBI's taxonomy places the organism in Eukaryota, Metazoa, Arthropoda, Insecta, Hymenoptera, Megachilidae. The record is from RefSeq and is a predicted model, not a curated record.
ACGAAGGCGCACCGAAGUUUCCGUCGUCUCUCGAAGAGGGACUCUCGGUACGUCCGUUAUCCGAUCCGCGCGCAGUUGCUGGUGCGCGGCUAGGGGGUCGGUGUUUCCGUGUCACGCGCACGACCCCGCAAAGUGUGUAUGUGCGUGCGUGCGUGCGUGCGUGCGUGCGUGGUACGACUGCCCGUCCGCGUUGCAGGGCAGCCUGUUCGCGCGACGAUAAACGCGGGAUCGUGUAUCGAAGUUGGCUGAAAAAAGGAAACGAAACCAAGUAAAGAAGAAUAGGGGAGAGAAAGAGAGAGAGAGAGAGUGAGAGAGAGAGAGAGCGAAAGAGGAAGGGAGGGGGAGAUAAAUCGAAGACCGAUUUCGAGGUUUCUCGAAUCGCGAUCACGACGCUGCGCCACCGUCGUUGUGCAGGGGACGUAUCUGGUUCGGGGGCGCGAAAAGUGGAUUCGUCGGAUUUUGCUUGGAAAGUCAGGAACGCCGCCCCGUCACUCUCCUUCUUUCCACACGCCAGUACUCUCCACCCUCAACGUCUUUCUAUCGUCUCUAAAGUUUUCUUUGGUUGUCGCGUUAACGUGGUUGCAGUGAAAAAGGCGCGCGCGUAUAUCGAUACGACUGGUCCCCCUAGAUUUGCCCGUUGUCUCGCGCGUGCAACCCUUUUUUCAACGACGCGAUGCGAGAUAGAGAGUGAGUCGACGCGACAGUAACAACGCGUUUUCGUUCUCCAAGGUGCGCCACCUUGAUGCGUGGAGACGGCACGGUGCCACGAGGAGAAUACCGACGAGCCCAUCGACGCGUAGGCCGCAGGAGACGUAGUCAUCGCGGAUCGAAGGAUCCUACCGAGUGAUAAAAAAGGAAGAAGCGGCGAGGAGAUCGUAGAGUGGUGCGGCGCUGAACCGAUCGGACGCGUUUUCCGUCCGUUUUCCGUCGCUGGUCUAGUGCGCCGCGUAUCGAAACGGCUCGAGUGGAAUCGUCGAGUUCGCGAGGAGGUGGUUGGUCGAGGAAUCGCGAACGAAUCGAGGAAGGAGAAAGAAGAAGAAGAGGAAAGGAAGAUUGGUGUGGCGAGGCUGCGAGGUUACGGGAAAGAAACGGGACGAGUCGAUGUGCAAUUGAUAAGGAGGUGAAAUUCAACGGUCUGCUGGUCGUCUAUCGUUCACAGAGUUCUCGUCGUCACGGUGUAGAGGAGCCGUGCGCGCGCUCAGCCGCGCGCGCGCGCGUCCUCAUACGCGCGGAUCCUGGUGCGCGUUAUCAUCCCUCAAGGAUACCAGAUAUAACCUCACUUUCCUGACCAACCAAGGAAUUUUACGGUGACUCGUGUUUUUAAUUUGCGAAAUAGGGGCGGCCGGUGAAGCGGAAAAAAGGAAAAGAGAGAAGGGAAGGAAGAGGAAGAAAAGAAGAAAAGAAGAAACGAAGAAAAUAAGAAAAUAAGGAAGGGGUUGGUGGUGGAUUAGGUGGAUAAGGUCGGGGUCGUUGUCGGUUUCGGUGUCGGUGUCGGUGUCGGUGCGGUUGGGGGUGGAUUCGGUAAAAUUUCGGCUGGAACGUAAAGAAGCGCAACGAGGUCAGUGACGGAAGGUUAGGUAAGAGGAUCGAGGAAAGGUGGGUACUCGGCUGCCCGCCCGUACCAGCUCGGGGUGUGUCCAUGAAGUCCACGCAAUGGCAAGAAACGAGCGAACCGAACACGGUUCCGCGUAGCCCUUCAGCAUCGUGGCCGUUUGAGUCUUUGUUGGCGCGGUGGGACGCGUUGCCGCGUCGCCGGCAAACGUGAUCAUCGGUGAGGAGCAGAGGGUAGGAAGAAAACGGAGGACAGCGGGGCGUUUAGGAUGCAGCAUGAACCUCGGUGCCCCGUAUCGGGAGCUGGUGGUGAGCCUCGGAAGGAGGAGUACGGUGUGCAGGUGCUUUCACCGAUCGAGAGAUCGCGGCUAUCCGUUGUCUCCGACGCGGUGGUCCUCGCUGCCGCGAUCGCGGUCGCGGUCGCCGUUGCCGUCGCCGUCGCAGUCGCCGUCCUGGUCAACGUGGUUGGCACGGCAGCAAUCGCAACAACAGCAACAGCAGCAGCAACAGCAGCGACAGCAGGAAUCGUCGUGCUCGCGGUAUUUACCGUCACCUUGCUGCUCGACAAUUGCCAUUACUGGCCUGGUUACCGUGUCGCGACAACGUCGGAAGUGGCGGCCACCUGGCAGGAGAGCGUACAGAAUCGAAUCAGGAGGGAAACAGCGAGGAAUCAGGAUUUCGAUCGGCAUCGAGAUCGGUAUCGGGAUCGGGAUCGGAAGAACGGAGGGGGCGAAAACGAGACAAAAGGUGUUCUUCAACACGAGGAAGUGCAGGUGGUACAGGUGGUGCAGGUGGCGGGGUUGGAGAAAAAGGAGAAAACGGUGGAUAUUUGGCUGCGUCGGCGGCGGCGGCAACGGUGGCACGAGACUUCCGGCUGCGUGGAACGCGCGGUCACGCGGUUCUUGUUGCCGCUAUCGCUAUCGGUAUCGGUAUCGUCAUCCUCAUCGUCGCGCGAUUUGUCGUUCGGCGAGUUGGCCGCCGUUCCUACCGUUUCCGCAACCGACGCUCUAUUGCGUCUCGAGAUCGGAUUACGCGCGGCGAUCGCAUCGGUCUUCACGGAUCGUCGAGGAGAUCGUGGAGGGAAUCGCCUGCUCCAGGGGGACUUCUAAGGGCCCCGCCGACCCGGGCCGCUCGGACAGCUGUCACCUGGCUAUCGGCUCCGGGAUACCUACGAGCGGGGCUGACACCAUUUACGAGCCGUCUCGAACAGAAGAUCGUCUCGACCGUCGUCCGCAGCGAAUCCGACUUCUCGCUGUAUUCGUUCGGAUUCGAUCCUCUGUCUAUCGGAUAUUCCGCGAACACCGAAUUUCGGACGGAUACGGAUAUCGGAUUCGUCGAGGUACCACGCACAUCGUCGCCAAGGCCGAGAGAAGUACGCCGGCAACGAACAGGGAAAAGAAAACCGAGAGGAGAAGAAUCGAAAGGAGUACAGGUGGAUCGAAAGAAAUCCUGGAUCCUUGCUGGCAGCGAUGCAGGCCCUUAUGCGAUCGAUCGACGAGCACAAACUCGAUUGCAACAGCAAGAAAACAUUUGGUACCGCGAAUCCGGAUCGUCCUCGGCACCGACAUCGACGAAACAGCGAGGCGGAGAAAACGGAAGAGGCUGGACCGCGUGGUGGCUGUGCGGCGUGGAUCGUCGACGCGGACGAUCCUCGGGACGAAGCAGGAACCCUAGCGU